UUAUAUUUGCUCUCAAUGAGCUGCAAGGCAGAGCGCAAUUGGGACUAUGAGGCGCUGUUCAUUACAAGCAGAUCAUCGGAUGAAUCACUAGUGAGCAUCGAAUCGCGAAUCGGACGCAAGGGACGCGGCAGUCCUACGAUCUCGAUCGUUUUAGAAGUUAACUAUCAAGUAGAUGAUGAGACUUUGAUCGAGGCUACAGUCUAUCAAAGUUACACGGGCCACGACGAUGAUUACAAGCUGAUGCCUUUUGGCAUAGAAAAAAAGACAUUUCCCGACUAUAUCAGGGAAUUUUACGACAAUGUGGUUUAUACCAAUUUGGGUCACUGUUCGAAUCUGCCAAAGCCCGGCGAACAAAUUCCCUGGCCAAUAAUGACGUACAAGUUCGACGACUGCGUUUUCUCCGGCGAUGGCUUGCCCGAAAUAUUGUCCGAAGGCUAUUACAAGAUAUUUUUUAAUGUUACUGGUCCGGUUGACUGGAGCUUUGUGAUCGGCGUUAAGAUUGUCUCUAAGAGCAAUGCAAUGGGAUAUUAUUGA
This is a messenger RNA of Drosophila arizonae, 534 nucleotides long. RefSeq lists its product as uncharacterized. The record is from RefSeq and is a predicted model, not a curated record. Lineage: Eukaryota; Metazoa; Arthropoda; Insecta; Diptera; Drosophilidae.